UAUUUAUUUAUUAUUCAAAUCAAUAUCAUUGCUUUCAUGUCGUAAUACACGGAAUUACAGUUAACUAAACCAGUUCUCCUCAGAUUUCUUCCCGAGACCUUGCCUACUGCUCUUAAGACUCACAAUUUGUAGUGCCAUGGAAUCUUUCGUUCUAAUUUUAGUUAUAUCACUGUUUGCAGAGAUUAGGUGUAAAAUGGAGCCGAUUGUCCUCGUCCACGGUGGUGCAGGUGAUAUUCCCGAUUCCAGGGUUUCCCUCAAAAUCACAGGAGUGAAAAAAGCCGCAUCUUUGGGUUACAAAGUUUUGAAAAAUGGCGGGAGCGUUGUCGAGGCUGUGGAAGAAGCUGUCAAGUCGAUGGAAGAUGACGAAGCUUUUAAUGCCGGAUAUGGGUCCGUUUUGAAUCUGGACGGCGACGUGGAAAUGGACGCCUCCAUCAUGCUUGGUUCAAACCUCCUCUCCGGGGGCGUAACCGUCGUCAAAGACAUCGCCCACCCCAUUUCCCUGGCCCGCCUUGUCAUGGAAAAAACGCCCCACUUUCUCCUCGCCGGAGCUGGGGCCAACCGCUUUGCCAAAGAACAAGGCGUUCCCUCCGUCCCCCCCGGCAGUCUAGUUUCAAAAUACGCAAAAGAAGCGUUGGAACACUUCAUGAAAUACGGCGAUAACGGCACCGAAAUGAGUGGUGUGGGAGAGGUGGGGACAGUUGGGGCGGUGGCAAUCGAUUCGAAAGGACGAUUGGCUGCGGCCACCUCCACGGGCGGGAUCACCGGCAAAAUGGCGGGGCGAAGUAGCGAUACCUGUAUCAUUGGGAGUGGCACUUAUGCUGACGAUAACGUGGGGGCUGUCUCAACAACUGGACAUGGGGAAAGUAUCGCCAGAUUUUGUCUCGCCCAUGCCAUUAUCUACGAAAUGAGGAAUGGGUCAAGUGCCAGUGAGGCCACGGCUAAGGCAUUGAAGGAAAUGAAGGGGCGGUUGCCCAACACUGCUGGGGCUAUCACCAUUUCGAAGAGUGGGGAGUUGGGGAUUGAUUUUACGAGUAGGAGAAUGGCGUGGGCAUACCAGGUCAAGGACGAGAUGCAUUUUGGCAUCGAACACGGGCAACACACCAAAGAAAAGGUUUAAUUGUUAAAACAAUCUACUUGUAUUGUAUUUAGACUAGAAAUAAAAAUUGUUUAAAAUUUA
This is a messenger RNA of Tribolium castaneum (red flour beetle), 1177 nucleotides long. RefSeq lists its product as uncharacterized. Gene Ontology annotation, molecular function: beta-aspartyl-peptidase activity; asparaginase activity. Gene Ontology annotation, cellular component: cytoplasm. Lineage: Eukaryota; Metazoa; Arthropoda; Insecta; Coleoptera; Tenebrionidae. The transcript is spliced from 3 exons. The record is from RefSeq and is a predicted model, not a curated record. The coding region runs from base 137 to 1117 and encodes 326 amino acids.